Messenger RNA from Tachysurus vachellii, 3141 nucleotides. It is a transcript of the gene dedd, whose product is annotated as death effector domain containing. Bases 299 to 1414 code for a protein of 371 amino acids. The record is from RefSeq and is a predicted model, not a curated record. Gene Ontology annotation, molecular function: DNA binding; protein binding. The transcript is spliced from 5 exons. NCBI's taxonomy places the organism in Eukaryota, Metazoa, Chordata, Actinopteri, Siluriformes, Bagridae. Gene Ontology annotation, cellular component: nucleolus. Gene Ontology annotation, biological process: extrinsic apoptotic signaling pathway via death domain receptors; apoptotic process; regulation of apoptotic process.
AUGUUUCUUGGUUAGCGGAGAAACAAAACAUGGACAUGCCUUUUAGCUUUUAUACACUCCAUUCACAAACGCGGUGAAUUUACACAAUUAUACGGUUCUAAACGCUUAUUUAUCGCUUAUACAUAGAUCGCUUUAAACACCACAGAGAUCCUGGGUUGAUUAAUGACCUCCAACAGCCUUGUGCUUAUGAUCACAGAGUGAAGCUGGAGGCGAGAGUCGGGCACCGUGUGUGCAGAACCCAGUCCUUAUUUUUAGGAAAUCCCAUCAUCCUGCGUCUCCGUCCUUGUGGCGCAGAGUGAUGACAUCGCAGCGGCAAAGACAUGCCACCCGUGCUCUUCCCGCUCCACAGAGCUCCUCCUCGAGGAGCUCGAGCUCACGCUCACGCUCAGGACCCUCGACUUCACACGUGCAAGGUGCAUCCCAAUCCACGUCGUCUUCCUCAAGCUCCCAACACACGUGGCCGGAAGAGGCCGUGUACGAUGCGUACGGUCUGUACUCACUGCACCGCAUGUUCGACAUUGUCGGCACUCACCUCACACACCGCGACGUUCGUGUUCUCUCCUUCCUAUCCGUGGAUGUCAUUGACGAGUACGAACGCGGUGGAAUACGGGACGGGCGAGAGUUCUUGCUGGCACUGGAGAGACAGGGACGCUGCGAUGAGACAAAUUUUCGGCACAUUCUCCAGCUGCUGCGCAUCAUUACCAGACACGACCUUCUGCCUUACAUAACACUACGCAAGAGACAGACUGUGUGUCCAGACCCAGUGGAUCAGUACUUAGAGGAGACGUCUGUGCGCUACAUUGUUCCUCGGGGAAGCAGAACAGAGAGCCCACAGGCCACACCGCACAGUUGUGCAGGUCCACAUCCUGUGAUUCACUGCCCUUCUCCUGCGGUGUGUCAGCCCUGCCCUAAACCGACCACGCCCACCACAAACAGAAAGAGGAAGAGAGCUCACAGUGUGGCGGACUGCCGGGAGAAACAGACCUGCGAUAUCCGUCUGCGUGUGAGAGCGGAGUACUGCCAGCACGACUCGGCCCUCCAAGGCAACGUCUUCUCCAACAAGCAGGAGGCUCUGGAGCGCCAGUUUGAACGCUUCAACCAGGCCAACACCAUCCUGAAAUCACGUGACCUCGGAUCUAUCAUCUGCGACAUUAAAUUCUCAGAGCUCACUUACCUGGACGCGUUCUGGCGUGACUACAUCAACGGCUCGCUGCUGGAAGCGCUGAAGGGCGUCUUCAUCACAGACUCGCUAAAGCAGGCCGUCGGCCACGAGGCCAUCAAACUGCUCGUCAACGUCGACGAGGAGGACUACCAGGCAGGCAGGAGGAAGCUCCUGAGAAACCUGAUGAUGGGGGGAGGGGCGGCAACAGGGCUGGGGACGGGGUCAGCUGGCCAGGGGGCGGGGACUUCCUAAUGCCAAAGUGAAACUGUGACCGUAAGCUUGUUGAUUUGUGGAAUGUGGGCGGAGCCAGGCCAAGUUACAAGGACCUGAAGAACAGAUCAUGGAGAAAGAAUGGUGGUGGAAGAGAGAGAUGGAAUGAGAAGGGCUGGGAAAGUGGAUUUUUUUUUUUUUUUUUUAAAGCUUGGAAUUUAGAUUUGCCAUCAACGUGCCAACUAAAAAGAUUUUCGUAUAAAGUUGAAAUUAAUUCAUUAAUUCAAAAAUGAAAUGUAAACGUAGUCAAUCAGACAAGACGUGUUUGUUGUCUGACGUUUGCUCCUUUAGUUUCACUCCGGAGCUGCAAAGCUAACGUAGCUAAUACGCCGAAAUGUUUCCUGUAAGUACGACAGACGAGGAAUUUCUAAUGAAAUGCAGAAAAUGUAAAACUAUACAAAAAUAAGUGAUUCCUCUCGUUCAAGAUGGCCGACCUCAUGACGUUCCAGAGCGUGUGAAGAAGACAGGAAGCGGUUUUAUCACCGUGUCUGUGUGAUGGAACUGGGAUUAAGGCAGACAUUUUGUGUGAGAGAAACUCUUGUUUAUCUGUAAGCUUCAUUAGAGUCGUAGCUCCAGGUUGAAGACUAAAAUAUCAAACACAUCUUAACAUCCUUACACAUCGUUGCUUUCAGGUAAAAGCUAAUUCUUUCUUAAAGUGAGCGCCCCCUAGUGGAGAACGUAGUGCUCACUCACAAAUAGGGCUCAAAUCCCAGACUGUCCCACACCUCCCUCCUUUUUUCCUCAUCCUUCUCUCUCUCUCUCUCUCUGUUUAACCCCUGAAAGAGGUAUAGAAACUUUCAUUUGGAGAAGAUCCUCAGAGAAGACUCCAAGGCCGACGAAGCGGAAAGAAAAGAUUUUGUACGAUUUUCCUAUCGGAAUUAAACAACGUUACAAAACGUGGUAUCUAUUAUAUAGGCUGUAUGUUCUGGUGAUGUUUUGAGUGCUUGUCCAUUAAACCUGCAUGUCAACGAUACGCUAACGUCGCGGCGAGCGAGGCGUGUGCUGAUGAUCGAUUCCAGCAGGCGGCACGCCGUUCCACACGCAGCGACCGUGUCGUGUGGUGAGGUGCUGCGUCGUGGAUGGACGUGCGAGUGAGUUUGUACGGGUUGUACUGGGUCGGACUGUAGUACUUUUAUAGAACGGUCUUGUGAAAGCAACAGGACGAAAUUUCGCGGUGAUAAAAAUCUCAACAUGAAAAUAUCGUUAAUAUCAGCACACGCCUACAGCAGAUAAACACGCCGUGUUCAGUAGACUUCGAAUCUCCUAAAAAGGUUUUUUUCUACAGCAUUUGCAGAUCACCGUUGCCGGUAAAACUGACACGGCGAGCGCGCCGGUCCCUCGAAUUCAUCAGAGCUCUUCCUUUAGCUAGUUACAGCGUUAUAAAGCGGUGUAAAAAGAUGAGCUUGCUGUCACGUACGUUGCCUGGUGUCCCACUGAAGGUCAGUUCUCACAGUGUUAAAUAUACCAAGAGUUCUACCAGGAAUAAGCGAGAGGCUCCGUACCUACAGGGGAUCGACGCGCUCCUCCGUCCGCAGUGUUUCACAUCCUGUGAGGACGUCAUUCUCACUCCCAAUAAAGUGGUGCGAUAUGACAAUUGUUGAUGAUUUCUGCUUCCCACGGCGACGAUUGUGUUCAGUGAUGCGUCUACAUGCCGUAGUAGCUGACUGAUUAAUUAAGUGUAAAAAUCAAUAAAAGAGAUUGUUAAAAUA